Eurytemora carolleeae is the source of this 5254-nucleotide messenger RNA. RefSeq lists its product as uncharacterized. The record is from RefSeq and is a predicted model, not a curated record. Gene Ontology annotation, cellular component: nucleus. Gene Ontology annotation, molecular function: DNA-binding transcription factor activity, RNA polymerase II-specific; RNA polymerase II transcription regulatory region sequence-specific DNA binding. Gene Ontology annotation, biological process: regulation of transcription by RNA polymerase II. NCBI's taxonomy places the organism in Eukaryota, Metazoa, Arthropoda, Copepoda, Calanoida, Temoridae. Bases 299 to 4480 code for a protein of 1393 amino acids. The transcript is spliced from 14 exons.
CUUAUAGUCCCUUUAAUAUGAAUAUUAUUAAUACUUCAGGUUUUCUGGCAUGAAAAGUUUAACCUGGAUAGAAAUUUGCAUAAUUUUUGUACAUUUGAAACUAAGCUGUAUUUAAAACGUUCUAACCCUAGAAUUUAAUGUAUUUACAUUUUGAUAUUUACAGUACUAACUGUAUAGUCUAUUAUUCAUUCAGACUUUAAUUUUGUUAACUUCAGAAUAAAUUAUGUUAAGGCCUAGUCUUCUCAGGGUGUAGCUAAAUGUAGGUCUUCCGUUGGUUGUACACUGUACAGUGCACAGUAUGCCCGGCCUUCCCUGGAGCUGUCCUUUAUGUAACGCCGAAGCUGAAGUGGAGCAGCAAUGUGGGGGUUCUCAAGCUAGUACUCUGGUUUCACAUCUACUAGAUGUGCAUGGAUACGUGAGAUGUGAUAAAUGUGAUGGUGAAGUAUAUAUUGAUAAAACUUCCAUUCCUACUCACAUACAUAAUCCUCAACAGCCUGUACAUGUACAGCAACAGCAUAUACAUAAUCCUCAACAGCCUGUACAUGUACAGCAGCAGGAUGCACAAAUUCCACAAAUCCAGAAAACCAAGACUUUCCUACGGAAACGAUCUGUAGCUGAAGAAGAGAAUGAGGAUGAACCCAAGCGGAGUAAACGUAUCCUUCUCCAGGUUGCCGGAUCCAACCCAGAGAUAGAAGAUAGAUCUCGCUCUGUAAGUGUCAGGCAAUAUUUAGUUCGGAGAAAUGUUCCGGUUCAUGGCAACCAGAUAAAGAGCAAGAUUCGUACUAGAACCAUAAGUUCUUCUCAGAGUAGGGAGCAAUCUGAUAUAAGGGAACAGUCUGAGAUUAGGGAGCAAUCUGAGAUCAGGGAGGAACUUAAGAUGAGUGAGCAAACUAAACGCAGGGAGCAAACUAAGCGCAAAGGUAAAAACAAAGGCAGGAGGGAGACUCUAAGUAGAGAACAAACUAAAAGUAUAGAGCAGACUCGGGGCACGGAACCUACUGAGAUUAGAGAGCAAACUGAGACCAGUGAUAACAUUAUAAUCAGAGAGCGGAAUAAAGUACCGGAACAGACUGAGAACAGAGAGCAGAUUCUGAGCAGCGCGAAUGCGGAGUCAAUUGAGCAGAAUGAACCCAGUGAUAAAGUUGAUGGUGUUGGUAUAACUAAACGUGAUAAAUUUAUAAAUCCUCUGAGCUUAACAAGCGGAGUUUACUCUCGUCCUACAAAAUAUGACAGGGAUUCCUUAGGAAGUUUCUGGCACUAUGCUAUCCUUGAAUGCUUGGCGUGUACUAUACGACCCUCCCGGAAAUUCCACAGUAACAGCUCCUGGGCUCAACACUUGAAACUCAAGCAUUCAGACCUGACUCGUGAAGAGUACAUCAACAAAUUCGGGGAACCGGAUAUAACAAAAUUUAAACAUCGUUGCUAUAUCUGCAGAAAGAUGUUAUCAAUGAAUUUGAGUAUCGUAAAGAGACAUUUAAAAAGAUUUCACAGAUUACAAAUCAGCAGUUACACAUCCCAGUUCAGAAAUCAACUGCUUCAGGAGAAGAAAGAGAGACCUAGAUUUCUUCCUAGUCAUCCUCUAGAGGGUUGGUGGGAGGGAUGCUUGUACUCAUGUAAACACUGUACAUACGUUGUACCAGUUGGAUCAGUAUUAGAACACCAUCUGGAGUUAGUUCACGGUAUCUCUAAACUCCAGGAUAAAGAAGAUUAUGGAGACCUGAUUACCCUGACCAGAUACCACCAGUGUUUCAUCUGCCUGAAGAUAGUGAAACACGAGUACAAGGGGAUUUAUCAACAUCUUGCUUUGCAUAACACGAAUGUUCUCAGCUAUACCAAGAAGUUCAUCACUAAUAUCUACAAAGAGCUCCGCGAUAAAGGUAUGGAGUAUGUAAUAGAGCGGGAAGAAGAGAUAAAGAGUAGUCCGACCCUGGCCGAGUACUUGAAGAGAAGAACGAGGGAUGAGAGCAGUGAGAGUACUGACGAGAAGCUGAUGAAUGAAUGGUCGGACUACUGUGAGUAUAAAUGUGGUUUAUGUCAGGAAACUCUUCUCUCAAACCUCAAGUUUAAUCUCCACGUCGUGAGGGUUCAUAAACUGAAGAAAAUGAAGGAGUAUCGAGAGAAAUAUGGAGAUCCGGAAACAACCCAAAGACUUCACAAAUGCUUGCUUUGCUUUAAUAACUUGAAAUGGGAGGCUUCGAGGAUCCGAGAUCAUUUAAAGAAUAAACACAACGUCAAGGGAAAGUUUCCCUCGUUAAAAGAAUACGGAGAAAAAUUUAAGAAAGAAAUUUUAAUUGAAAUCAAGAAAUUGGGUAGUUCUGAUUCUUCUAAUGCUCAAAAUGAAAUAUAUCCUUACCGCUUGGAGCAAACUUUGGUUGGAGGAACCAAGAAGAAAUUUAGUCCUAAAGAAUGGAAAGAUCUUCACCAGAGGAAACAACAUCCUAGAGAUAAGGUUUCCUGUCCGCACUGUAACCUUACAGUUCACAGAUCCUCCUUGAAUAAACAUAUGACGAGAUUACAUCCGUCCGAGAUGAUGAGGGAUCUUAAGAUGGCAUCAGGACGGAUAACUCCGGAAGGACGCAUGGAUGAUGAUGCAGAGAACAAAGAUAAGGAAGAAGUAUCGAGGACUAGGAACGAAAGGUUGGGUGCGGAGGAAGUUAUCCUUGAUGAUGAGGCGGACUUGUGUCACAAGUUUAUGAUUGACAACGAAUCCGGAGAAAUCAUUCUUCUCGACUCUGUGGAGAGUAGAAACCUCUCCUAUGUUACAGGGGAACCGGACCAGGACUUAAAUCUUCAAGAAGUUAGUAAUCGAGUCUUGAUUCGUCACUCCAUCAAGAAAAGUACAGACUUUGGGAAGAGCGAGUUUGGUUCGGACAAAGAAUUUGAAUCAGAGAAUGACCUGUGUUCGGAAAAUGAAUUCGUUCCUGAGAAUGAGUUUGAAACCGGUCCAUUAGACGGGAAAAUUGUGCAUGUCGAGUCUUUAGUUCGGAAUGAGAAUGGAUACGAAGAAUAUAAUUUCGAGUUUAUUGAUGAAGAUGAAGCUGGGUUGGAUACAGAAGUUGAAAAUACCAAGAAAACUGAUGAAGAGAUGGAACUUUAUCAUUUAAACAGUGCACAUAGAGAAAAGAAGGAGAGGGGGGAGGUGGAGGAGCAGAUUGGCAUCGAGGUGGAGCAGGAAGACAUCGAGGUGGAGCAGGAAGACAUCGAGGUGGAGCAGGAAAACAUCGAGGUGGAGCAGGAAAAAAUCGAGGUGGAACAGGAAGACAUCGAGGUGGAACAGGAUGACAUCGAGGUGGAGCAGGUGGGUAUCAAUGAGAAGCAGGAUGAUAUUGAACAGGAGUAUAUUGAUUUUGAACAGGAGUAUAUCGAUGAGGAGCAGGAAGAUAUAGAAGAGGUAACCAUUUAUGUUGACGACAACCCUAAUAUGUAUGUUUAUCAACGAACAAAUAAGACUGAAUAUAAAAUGGAGAACAGAGAAGAUGGAACAGAGAAGCUGGAUCUAGGUAUGGAGGUGCUUCAGGUGGAUGUGGGUAAGGAAAUCGAUGUUGAUGUUUCCGAGGUCGCCGAUGUGAUAAAUCCACUUGAGGUCGAAGAGACAGAGAAAGAAAACCUUGAUAAUAAGAUGAUAUCCAACCAUCUCAAAGAGCAGGCUGAAACCCUGUUUGAAAAAGACAAAUCUCUGGACACAAUAAUAUUAUCCAACUCUGAAGGUGUUCACCAGAUUGCAAUAGUCAGGAAGAAAGGAUCAUCAACUAUACCAAAGAAUUCUCAGGCCAAGUUUCUUGAACAAAUCACCAGUAUUCUUGGAGCAGACGAGAAAAUGUUUCAAGGAAAGUCCGGUCCUCUCAAGAUUAUCGAGAUCGAGGUUGAUUCUAUCCCUGAGAGAGGUGAGAACAAGGUGUCCAGGGUUGCUGCAGCGUAUGCUAAGAAAUGUAUAUCUGCUCCCUGUGCACUAGAUCCUAGAUUUAUGAGUGUUGGAACACAGGCUAGUUCCUGGACUAAGAUGGCGGGGGAGAGAGCAAAGGUUGCACGGAGAAAGAUGUUGAAACCGAGAGAACAGGGUUCAGGUCGGGAUACUUAUGAGUUUGAUCCUGGUAUUUCCAGUUCCCGAGAUCUGGAAGGAUAUUCGAGUACAGGGAUCCAGAUUUCCUCGAAAGCUACACAGGUGAGCUAUGAAACCUCUCGAGGAUUGUUUGAAGAGGAAGAGGAGGAAGAAAUGAAGAAAAAGAUUAUAAAUUAUCUCCAAGAAGGGAAAAAACUGGAUAAAACCUGCCCUGGCUGCAACAAAACAAUGGCUAAACUCAGAAACCUGAUAUCUCAUCUCAAGGUUCGGCACUGUGUAAGGUUGGCCGGAAAACUUGGAGAUUCUCUUGAAGAGAAGCAAGUUAAAGAUAACUCUGCAGUUUCAUGUCCAAUCUGCUCUUUACAACUCUCAAGAAAAUCUUUACGGCGUCACCUCCGGCUACAGCAUAAACAGAGCUAGCGACAUCCCUUUCAUUGACUUGGAUUUCCACCUUAUUGGAUAAAUUGCCACUUUUACCCUAUUGGAUAAAUUGCUAUUUAAACCUUUUUGGAUAAAUUGCUACUUACACCUUAUUGCAUAAAUUGCUACUAACUGGAUUGAUUUAACUUCCACCUAUUUUUCGCAAUUUAUACUAUUCUAAGUUUUAAUACUUACCAUCUUUUUGGUGGAUAAAUCGCUAAAGCUACUUCCAACUUCUACCGCUACUACCAUGUACUCUAAUAAACUGCUACAACUCAAAUACAUGAUAAGUCAAUUCUUCCAAGCUCCAGGUUAAAUUGCUACUCCGUGAUCUGCUAAUGCCAAGAUCUUGAUGAGGUUCUACAAAUAUUGCACUAGUUCGUCACUAUUGCUACUUUAGGAAGUCUCUCCUUCUUUCCUAGUUCUCCUCAUUAUAUUCUCCGCUCCAUUCAUCGUCCUAUUUCACUCGUUCUUCCCACUGCACUCGUUCUUCUGAUUCUCAGGAAACCCAUUGGUCGAACAGAUAAAAGGCUCUGAGAACCAUGAGGAUUGAACUACAUGAAUAUUCUAACUGCUGCUGUUGAUGUAUUAAUUAAUGAUUAGUUUUAUAAUAUGGGAAUGUUCAUGAGUUCUGUAAGGGGGGUUUAAUACGAAUCAUAUUUUUUUAUUUGAUUGUCGUUCUCUCCACAUUUUAUUUCCGAAAAUUAUGAUACGUUCUAUUCGUACCCCCCUUUCUAAAUUCAUGAACUCCCAGUUUAGGUAUCAAUUGUUUCA